AUGGAGAGAAGCGCAUGGGCUGCCUCGAGGCCACGGUCUGCGCCGUUAUCCAGUACACCUUCCCGCCGAUUGCGAAGAUGGGGAUGGAGGGCACCCCGAAGGAGGAGAGGCUCCAGAUCCUGGAGGACCUGCGUAAGAUCACAUCUCGCAUCUCCUGGCCCAGAGAGGCUGGCGAAGGAGAUCCAGGGCCUCUGGACGACGGAGGAGAUCGAGCUGCCCCGCCGCUGCGGCGGCGGCGGCCCCGUGCGCGUGCUGCUCGGACGCCCCGCUGGCGACCCGCCCGGCCGAGACCUGCCGCUGGUGGUCUGGCUGCACGGCGGCGGCCUGGUCGCGGGUUGCCCCACCCAGCCGCAACUGGUCCAGGCGCUCCGGGGCGCGGCGAGGGCGUGGCCGCACGCCGACGCCGACGCGGCCGCCCCGCCCCCGGCCUUGUGCUGCUGGGCAGCGGUGCGCUACCGCCUGGCGCCGGAGGCUCAACUCCCCGACGCCGUCGACGACGCCGUGAGCGCCUUCCUGGCACUGGCCGAACCGGCGAGCGCGGCGCGCUUCGGGUACAGCCGCGCCCGCAUGGGCCUCGCCGGCUGCUCCGCCGGCGGCGUUCUCGCCACCCACGCGGCACUGCGGCUCGCAGAGGCCCAGGAGGCGCCGCCGCCGGCCUUCAUGGUGCUGGACUACCCGAUGCUCGACCCCGCCAUGGACACGAGGUCCUGGGCGGUGCACGGCGACGGCCGCAUCAUACACAGGAACUUCAUCCGCCAGUGCUGGCAGUGGAGCCUGGCUGGCCCGGAGGAGGGCGCGACCCCGGCUGCCGAGCGCGUGCAGUGGGCCAGCCCGGCGCCGCAUACCGCGUGGGCUGCGCCGCGCCUGAAGGACAUGCGCGCGCUGAUCCUGCUCGGGUGCUGCGAUCCGCUGCACGACGAGGGCCUGGCGCUCGCCGGUCGCCUCAGAGAUGCCGGGGUCCAGGUGCAGGUGGUCGAGGCGGCAGGCAACCACGUGACGGCCCACAUGUUCGACAAGGGGGCUGGCAGCGAGUUCCACAUGGGCGUGUUGAGGCUGUUGACAGAGUGA
Molecule: messenger RNA, 1068 nt
Organism: Prorocentrum cordatum
Lineage: Eukaryota; Dinophyceae; Prorocentrales; Prorocentraceae
Source: the annotation of a GenBank genome assembly